AUGGCCAGCAGUUGCUUAGCGACAUUACUAUCAAGAGCAAAACCAGUAACCGCUCAAGAGAAAGAGACUAAGAAAAAGGAGCAACAAGUUCCUCAAUUAGACGACUUUCUGAACAAGAGAGACUACACUGGAGCCAUGACUCUACUAGAAUUCGAUAGAGGAGGUGGUAAGGGAAAUGAUGAAGUCAGUUUGUGGAUAGCUUACUGUGCAUUCCACCUUGGGGAUUAUAAGAAAGCUAUGGAGGAAUAUCAAAAGCUUACAUCAAAAGUAGGCUGUAACCCAGACUACUGGUGCUAUUUAGCAUGUUGCUAUUUCCUACUAGGAAUGUAUAAAGAAUCUGAUGCUGCAGCUGAUAAAGGUCCUAAAAGUAAACUACAAAACCGAUUACAAUUUCACUUAUCUCAAAAGUUUAAUGACGAAAAGCGUCUAAUGCAUUAUCAUCAACAAUUACAAGACGUCAUACAAGAUCAACUAAGCCUUGCAUCAAUUCACUAUUUAAGAAGUCACUAUCAAGAAGCUAUAGAUAUUUAUAAACGAAUCUUACUAGAAAAUAGGGAUUAUUUAGCUUUAAACGUAUAUGUGGCCUUAUGCUAUUACAAGCUAGACUACUACGAUGUUUCACAGGAAGUUUUGGCGGUUUAUUUGCAAAAUAAUCCAGAUAGUGUAAUAGCUUUAAAUUUAAAAGCCUGCAAUCACUUCAAGCUUUAUAAUGGAAAAGCAGCAGAGGCUGAAUUGAAGAACCUACAAGAAAUGUCAUCGCCAAGCCUAGUUUUUGCUAAAGACUUGAUAAAACACAAUUUGGUUGUCUUCCGAGGAGGUGAAGGAGCGUUACAAGUUCUCCCACCAUUAAUAGAUGUUAUUCCAGAAGCAAGACUUAAUCUAGUCAUUUAUUACCUGAAGCAAGAUGAUAUUGUAGAAGCUUAUAAAUUGAUUAAAGAUUUAGAACCAACAAUUCCACAAGAAUACAUUUUAAAAGGUGUUGUCAAUGCAGCUCUAGGUCAAGAGCAACAAUCGCGCGAGCAUCUUCGUAUUGCUCAACAGUACUUUCAACUAGUUGGUGGAUCAGCCAGCGAAUGCGAUACAAUACCUGGUAGGCAAUGUAUGGCAGCUUGCUUCUUUCUUCUCAAGCAAUUUGAAGAUGUCUUGAUUUAUCUAAAUUCCAUUAAGAGCUACUUCUAUAACGACGACGUAUUCAAUUUCAAUUAUGCACAAGCGAAAGCAGUUGCAGGAAAUUAUAAGGAAGCUGAAGAGAUAUUUCUCAUGAUACAAAGCGAAAAAAUCAAAAAUGAUUACACAUAUCUUAGUUGGUUAGCUCGAUGCUAUAUUAUGAAUAGAAAAUCACGAUUAGCAUGGGAAUCCUAUCUCAAAAUGGAAACAUCAUCAGAAUCUUUCCAACUAUUAACUCUUAUUGCUAAUGAAUGUUAUAAGAUGGGACAAUUCUACUAUGCUUGUAAAGCUUUUGACGUAUUGGAGAGGAUGGAUCCUAAUCCGGAACAUUGGGAAGGUAAAAGAGGGGCAUGUAUUGGCUUAUUUCAACUAAUUAUUGCUGGUCAUGAACCUCGGGAGACGCUAAGAGAGUUAUUAGCUAUUCUUCGCAACACUGCAAACCCACAAGUUGAGUACAUAAUUCGAAUUAUCAAGAAAUGGGCGAAAGAAAAACGAAUUAACUUGAAUUGA
This is a messenger RNA of Trichoplax adhaerens, 1677 nucleotides long. RefSeq lists its product as uncharacterized. Gene Ontology annotation, molecular function: intraciliary transport particle B binding; protein binding. The transcript is spliced from 20 exons. The record is from RefSeq and is a predicted model, not a curated record. The coding region runs from base 1 to 1677 and encodes 558 amino acids. Gene Ontology annotation, cellular component: ciliary basal body; ciliary base; intraciliary transport particle B. Gene Ontology annotation, biological process: intraciliary transport involved in cilium assembly; intraciliary anterograde transport. Lineage: Eukaryota; Metazoa; Placozoa; Uniplacotomia; Trichoplacea; Trichoplacidae.